AUGGAUUUAUUCAAAAAGAUAGCUCAGGAGUUGCAGUCGCAAUUCAAUGCCAAGAAUGUCACAAAUGUCCGCCGAGUGGCUCAGGUGCAUUUGAGCGGCGGGUUCGUGCAUUUCGCUUGCGGUCGCCGCGGAAUCUGUCGAACCUACCGGAACAGAGCCUACCUUAUGAUCUAUUUUUGGUGGGGCAACGCCCGUAUGUCGACCAAGCCGGAAAUUGACGAUUGGAUGGAGAAGACAAACGCGGGAUCCCGACUCGUUGAGAAGUUCCGCGAGGAGGUCUUCGACAAAAAGACUGGCUGGUUCGAAGACAGCCAAUACGAAACAGAAAAAUUCGACGUGGGCCUGGCUGACGAGGUGAUGCCGGCCUAUACUGUGCAACUUUGGAAAGACACGGAUUGGAGCAAAGUGUGCGAAUGGUCCACCGUAUCUGCCCCGGAACUUGGCGGGCAGAUCAGGCACUUGCAGUGGCACGACGUUCAACGGCGCCCUGUUUUUGAUGAUACCUACUGUGUCGAAUUUUCCUUCUUCUUC
Messenger RNA from Mesorhabditis spiculigera, 531 nucleotides. The record is from the annotation of a GenBank genome assembly. NCBI's taxonomy places the organism in Eukaryota, Metazoa, Nematoda, Chromadorea, Rhabditida, Rhabditidae.